Molecule: messenger RNA, 3610 nt
Organism: Helobdella robusta
Lineage: Eukaryota; Metazoa; Annelida; Clitellata; Rhynchobdellida; Glossiphoniidae
Exons: 5
Coding region: 76-3162 (1028 amino acids)
Biological process (GO): homophilic cell-cell adhesion
Cellular component (GO): plasma membrane
Molecular function (GO): calcium ion binding
Source: RefSeq, a predicted model, not a curated record
AAGGACAGUUUGGCUUUUUCUGUUAAAAACUACAGAUUAAUAUCAGAUUACAACGAAUUUUCAUUAGACGAUUCAAUGAAAAUUAAUGGCAAGUACGUCGAACCUAAACUAGUUUUGAACGCUGGCUUAGAUCGCGAGUCAAAAGAUAAAUACCAACUAACGUUAAUAGCUGAAGAUGGCGGUACUCCCGUCAAAAGCGGAUCAUUAAACAUUGAGAUAAUCGUUUCUGAUGUCAACGACAACAUACCAGUGUUUGAGAAAAAAGCUUACUACAUACAAAUCGAAGAAAACAUCCACGUCAACACAAUCAUUGGGAAGGUGAAAGCUCACGAUGGAGAUUCUGGUUUCAACGGACAAAUCGAUUACUCGCUUUCCAUAUUGAGCGCCAAUCAAUACGGACACUUCUUUGGUGUCAACGAAAUCAGCGGAGACAUCAUCGUGAAAAACGACAUAGAUUAUGAGACACAAUCUACAUACAACCUAUCAGUAAUCGCGAGAGACAAAGGUAUCGGUGCGGUCGCCGUCUCCGUUCCAGUCAUUAUAACGGUCACUGAUGUUAACGACAAUGCUCCAGAGAUCGCAAUAACUACAUUAUCAAAUGUGCAAGAUUUGGCUGAAGUGAUGGAAAACAGCAAAUUAGGCACAUUCGUGGCACAAGUAUCGGUCAAUGAUAAAGAUUCUGAACGGAAUGGAAAUUUUCAAUGUUUUCUAAAUGAAGACGUUUUUUCAAUGAAUUUGACGUUUGAAAAUGAUUAUCAGAUAUUAGUAAAUGGCAAAUUAGACCGAGAAACAAAAUCAUUCUAUAAAGUGUUAGUGCACUGUAUCGAUCUUGGCGAUGAGCCACAAACAACCCUCAAAUCUCUGAACGUUAAGAUACUCGAUGAAAAUGACAACGAUCCAGUGUUUUUGAGAGAUUCUUAUAAAGGAGAAAUUUACGAAAACAAUGUCGUCGGCGUUACAAUAUUAACAGUCAAUGCAACUGACGCCGACAGUAACGACAAUGGAAGAAUAAAUUACUUCGUCGAACCUCCGACUAUGUCUAAUUUUUUUUCAGUAGAUAAAAAUACAGGCGUGUUAAAAGCAGUCAUAUCAUUAGACAAAGAAAAAUUUAGAGAUCCGGUAAAAUUUUGGGUUGUUGCCAAAGAUAAUGGCUCACCUCCACGUUCUAGUUCAGCUGGUGUAACUAUUUUUUUACAAGAUUUAAAUGACGAAUAUCCUAUUUUCACGUAUACGAGUUAUUCAUUCGCGGUUGCAGAAAACCAGGAUGUCGGUACAGAAGUUGGAACGGUGGCUGCUCAGGAUUUAGACAGUGGGCACUUUGGCGAUGUAACAUAUUAUUUAACGUCUGACAUUUUCGAAAUUGACCACAAGUCAGGUAGAAUCACUACGUUAAAAGUACUUGACAGAGAGGAAGUCUCAGCGUAUCAUGUAAUUGUAUAUGCAAGUGACAGAGGAGUUCCGCCUCUUUCUAGUUCAGCCAGCGUUACCAUUCACGUUUCAGAUGAAAACGACAACAGUCCUGUAUUCGAUUUUCCGUCCGCCACUAACAACACUUUCCAAAUUUCAAGCCUAACUCCCCGAGAACACGUGAUCGGCAGAGUUAGAGCAAGAGAUCUUGAUACUGGCAAAAAUGGAAAAGUGAUGUAUGUGUUGAAAAAUGAUUCGUACAAUAGUAACGCUUUUGUUUUAGAGCAGGAAAUUGGAACACUAACGCUCUUGGAAGACAUCAAAGAUAAAGAUGGUUCCACAUAUGUGCUGGAAAUUACGGCACAAGAUGGCGGUGUACCACCGAGAAUGGUUUUUUCAAAACUUUACAUCCUCGUCAACAAAUCGAUACCCUUUGUAUGGAAGAAUUUGUAUUCAGAGCCGACAGCAAACACCAACUUAACCAUCAUAAUGCUGAUUGCUUCGGUAUCUGGCGUCAUAGUAACCGCGCUGAUAAUUGCUAUCGUCAUUUUAUGUAAACAGGACAGACAGAAAACUACAAAUAAAUACAACUGCAGAUUAGAAACUAUUAAACUUCAACAAGCGCAAACAUCUAAGAGUCCUGAACCAGCUACCAGCAGCGAUCAGGAAAUAAGGAAGUAUAAUUUUGUGAUGGAAGAUGCUUUGAAACACUUACAACAGCAAAACAAUCGGGAUAAUUUGUCAAAUACCUCCAAUGUAUACCAGGCUUGUCCACUGUUCUCUCCAUCAACUAAUGCUUACAGCACCUUCCCCGUUAAACAGCAUUCAUCAAAAACUUGCAAGAGUCCUCAGACAAAGCAGCGUCCAAAUCGUAACAAAGAUGAUGCAGAGAGUUUGAAAUCAGGGAAUGGAUCGAACACAGACAGUGGUCACGGACCCAGCGAAGAAGGCGAGUUUGGUCUGAAAUCAAAUUUAGUGGAUUCAUCAAAAAGCUCAAAACGACAGCUGAUCAACGACUCCAACUGUAACGCACAACAUCUUAUCAACAACAGUAAGAAGCUUAAUGCCAGCAACAACCCAAACAUCCAGACCCAGGAAAGCAUCAGCCAGCACAGUUACUCAACACAGUCGAACCUUCCGAAGAUGUCGACCUUCCAGAGAGAUUAUGGACCUGAUCUGCUACUCUCCAACCAGUACAACUACAACUCGGCCAACGGGUGUCAUGUUUACCCUGCAAAUCUGGAAGCAGAUUCAAUGAUCAACCCCAACAGUUAUCUGCCGACGUGUUCCGUUUACCACGAUUUACAACAUCAGAACAUCAACAUUGAUAACAACAUUAACAACAACAAUUUUAACAACAACAACCACUUUAACAACACCAACAGCAACUUUAACAACAACAACUUUAACAUUAACAACAACUUCAACAAUAACAUCAGCAAUAAUAACAACAACAACUUAUUGUACAGUGACAGCAACAAUCAUUUCAUGUGCGACUCAUCAGAAAGUCAGCGAAAAAUAUUAAAGAGCAACCUGGGUGUGGACGACGUGGACAUGGGAUGCGACGAGUCCUGUCGUGACGCUGACGAUGUGCCGAGGACCUCGCCAGCCUCAUACAACAAAAUGCUAGUCAAAAACAACAAACAACCGGCGACCAACAGUGUCAUCGACGCUGAAGAUUUGUGCAAUGAGAUUGAUGAGCUCUUCUUUAAAGACUUACAUCGGUCGAACAAAUGGAACAAGCCAAACUAUUAACAACCGCAUCAAGCCAAACUAAUAACACCCACUUCUGCACAAUUAUUAUAUCAGGCCACCUUCAGAGUGAUAGUGUAUAUGAACUAUUUGCUCUUUCUCUCUGUACAUAUUAAUUUAUAUUUAUUUAAAGUACAAUUUUAUUUUUUAUACAAAAUUGUCUACAUUUUUUAUGUUGACCAAAGUUUUUAAAAAGCCUGCUCAAAUAAAUGUUGGAUCGAAGAUUUGUGAGACCUGUACAUAUUUUAUUAUUCCAAAGCAUUUUAUAAUUGGUUUUGUGGUCGUGAGUCAAACGGCGUUUUUGUAACUGAUGGUUUUGUGUUGUUGUCAUCUUGUCUUGAUCUGUUCUCCAAUUGUACUCUACUUAAUUAAUCAUAUAAACAUUCAUUUUUCCCGUUUUUAUAAAAUUUGUAAAAACAGCUUAUCGAAAAAUCAAAUAUCUCAAGCAGUG